This is a messenger RNA of Brienomyrus brachyistius, 2545 nucleotides long. RefSeq names its product PC4 and SFRS1 interacting protein 1a (gene psip1a). The transcript is spliced from 17 exons. The record is from RefSeq and is a predicted model, not a curated record. NCBI's taxonomy places the organism in Eukaryota, Metazoa, Chordata, Actinopteri, Osteoglossiformes, Mormyridae. Gene Ontology annotation, cellular component: nucleus. Gene Ontology annotation, biological process: regulation of transcription by RNA polymerase II. Gene Ontology annotation, molecular function: double-stranded DNA binding; transcription coregulator activity. The coding region runs from base 16 to 1764 and encodes 582 amino acids.
GUCUUGUUAAAAGAAAUGCUUUACUGUUUAGUAAAGCAACCACCCCCAUGUGAGUGCCUGCUUGGUACGAUCCUCGCUAAGCUGCGCGGGAGUACAGCGAGCACUACUAAGCUGGCUGUGCUGCUGUCUGCCGAGCCGGGGGUUGUUGCUGCACACGCAGGAUCGCCGGAACUUCACACCAUGACCCGAGAUUUCAAACCCGGAGACCUGAUUUUCGCCAAAAUGAAAGGCUACCCUCACUGGCCGGCCAGGAUAGAUGAAGUUGCUGAUGGUGCGGUGAAGCCGGCCAACAUUAAAUUUCCAAUUUUUUUCUUUGGGACCCAUGAGACGGCAUUUUUAGGUCCCAAAGACAUCUUUCCAUAUUUGCCGAACAAAGACAAGUUUGGCAAACCGAACAAGCGGAAGGGUUUUAACGAGGGUCUCUGGGAAAUCGAGAACAACCCCAAGGUGGAGCUGAAUGGACAGAAGAUGAGGCCGCCGGGAUCAGCGAUGGAAAAGGACUCGGAUAGCAGCCCGGAGGCGGACACCGAAGGCGAUGCAAAGGCGCAGGAUAAGAGGAGAAAGUCAACGUCGGUUAAAGUGACUGGCAGUGAGGCUGAGCAGGAAGUUGCCGCAGGGUCAGGGUCCAUCGAGGGGUCAGAGCCCGUGGCUCGCACUGAGGAUGAACGGACACAAAAGGACGGGCCCGACUCCCCAACCAAGUCCAAAAGGGGAAGAAAGAAAAAGAGUGAGGUGGAACAAGAUUCGGAGAAGGACGAUGUUCCCACCAGCCCAACUGCAAGUCCUCAAGCAGGUGGCGAGGUGCACACCCCCAAGCGCAGAGGCCGGAAACCCAAGGCCGAGAAGAUGCUUCUGCUCCAGCAGCAGUCGUCCCAGGAUCCCCGUAGCUCUGGCAGUGAAGUGGACCCUGGGGAGACAGACAGGAAGAGGAAGCACAUCUCUGAGGAGAAGUCCCGAGCCGGCACAGGUGAGGAGGACCGGAAGGCGGACAGCCGGAAGAGGAAGGAUGACGACCGGGCCAAGGACUCGGAGGGGAAGAAGGAGCCAGAGCUGAAACGCCGGCGGAGCGCCAAGGAGGGCAGCUCCUCAGAGUCGGAGGAUGAGGAGAAGAGCAAGAGCACAGCCAAGAAACGCGGCCUGCUGAAGCAGCGGCAGGGCUCCGUGGAGGCUGACCGAGAGGACCGGAGGCGCAGGCCUGAGGACCAGAAGGCGUCUGAGCAGAAUAAAGAUGAUGGAAAGAAACUGGAUGAAAGGAAGGGAGACAAGAAAAAAGAUGUAUCGACAGAAUCACGACUGCAAAGGUUGCAUGGAGAAAUCAAGAUAUCACUGAAGAUUGAUAACCCCGAUGUGAAGAAGUGCCUGCUAGCCCUAGACGAAUUGAGCACUCUCCAGCUGACCACCCAGCACCUUCAGAAGCACAGUGAGCUCAUUGCCACACUCAAAAAGAUCCGCCGAUUCAAAGCCUGCCAGGACAUCAUGGACAAGGCCACCAUGCUCUACAACAAGUUCAAGACAAUGUUCCUGGUUGGAGAAGGCGACUCAGUCCUGAGCCAGGUGCUCAACAAGUCACUGGUGGAGCAGCGACAGCAUGAGGAGGCCAAGAAAAGCGCCCUGAAGCGGGCGGAGCAGGCCAGGGAGCAGGGUGUAGACAAAGCCAUGAACGGUGACACCAGUCCUGACGAGAAUAGACAAGAGCGGCUACUGGAGGAGAGCAGCCCCGCAGAGGAGGAGAGUGUGUCAAAGUCUCAGGAAGACUCAGCCUGAGAUGCCCAGCCGGCCCGCCUGCGUGAUUCCCGGAGGAGCGGGAACACGAGCGACACUCUUGCGGUGCUGUAGGAUCAUGCGGGUCCGGAUGGGAUGUCCACGUUCCCCCCUCCCUCGGGAUGUGUCCGUAUCCGUGCCUGGUCUCAGUGUGCCACAGUGUUUUCGUUUCUCUCUGGUUCCUAAGCGUGACCAGAGUCAUCAGUGCCAGCCGCUCAACUAUAACGUACCAUGUCUGUUCCCAUUGUUUCCCCUCUUUGAUACUUGGCCAAACUGAUUCAUGCCUCGUUUCCGUCCCGUUAUGCGUUUCAAACCCGACGCAGUAAACUUUGUGGUCUAGGACUCCGGUGAUGCGGCGAGCGGCUUGCCGUCCCGAACUCACUGACAUCCCAAAACUUCCUCCUGUCACCUGACCCCUUAAUCUGAUAAUCGUCUUAAUGCAGCCCUCUGCACCUAGUUAGGUUCCAAACCAGCAUAUCCAUCCUUUGUGUAGUAGUUUGUUUAAACUGUCUUAUCGCUUAGGUGUUCGUCCUAAAGCUGCUCCCUGCUGUUUCAGUGUAAAUAUUCCUUCAGCUGUUCCUUUAGGAAAGCGAGCAUCAGGCGUGAAGUCUAGGUAGUGUGCCAAAGCUUCCUCUACAGUCCGCACCAAGAUGCCCUUGUGUUCCCGGCAGCCGGCCCACGAUUUUAAGUUGCCCAUUUUGCAUACGUGUUUGUACAUAAGAGUAUUUUUGUGCCUGUCUUAUAAACCAGGUAUGCCUCUGGUAAUAAAGGAGUUUAGAACAUU